AUGAGAUUGAGGACCAGCUUCACGGCAGCUGUGACGAGCCGUUGCUUUACGUCACAACAAUAUUCAAGAGCAGGUCCUUCCGCCUUACAAUUUGGCAAACAAUACAAGAUUGCAACUCGCCAGACAUGGAGCAUCAGAAGUUUCCAGUCUCAAUUAGCAGCUACACAACAAGCGCCAACAGUCAGUCCAGCAACGUAUUCACCGCCGCAAAAAGGCCUGCUCUCCCGCCUUCCAAAAUCUUGGGUACCUUAUGCUGAAUUGAUACGUUUGGAUAAACCUACAGGAACAUACUAUCUAUUUUUUCCAUGUCUAUUUUCAUCUUUGAUGGCAGCACCGAUUGCCACUCCAAUGGCCUCUCCUUAUGAAUUAUUGGCGACAACAGGACUCUUCUUUUCCGGUGCACUGAUCAUGCGUGGUGCAGGCUGCGCGAUCAAUGAUCUAUGGGAUAGGAACCUAGACCCUCACGUUGAACGAACUAGGUUUCGCCCGAUUGCGCGAAAAGCGUUGACACCUCAGAAGGCUGUCAUAUUUACUGGAUUUCAGCUCCUCGGCGGCUUGGGAAUACUUCUUCAGUUUCCCAUGGAAUGCUUGUGGUACGGAAUCCCAAGUUUACUGUUCGUUUCAUCAUAUCCUUUGGCCAAAAGAGUCACCCAUUAUCCGCAAUUCGUUCUCGGUUUAACAUUUUCAUGGGGUGCUAUCAUGGGGUUUCCGGCUCUUGGUGUAGAUUUACUAAGUCAACCUGUUGCUCUCGCCACUGCUGCGGCUCUUUAUUCCAGCUGUGUGGCCUGGACCGUUUUGUAUGACAUGAUAUAUGCGCAUAUGGACAUCAAAGACGAUGUGGCCGCUGGAAUCAAGUCUAUCGCUUUGCGCCAUGAACAUAAUACCAAAGCCGUACUGUCAGGCUUGGCUGUCACUCAAGUCAGUCUUCUUGCUCUUGCGGGCUUGACGGCAGGGGCUGGGCCAAUCUUCUUCAUUGGCAGUUGUGGGAGUGCCAUUCUCACCCUUGGUACGAUGAUCUGGAGAGUACGUUUGAAAGACGUUCGCAAUUGCUGGUGGUGGUUCAAACAUGGCUGUUGGAUAACUGGAGGAGGCAUUUCAUUGGGUAUGGCUGGUGACUAUCUUGAUCGUGACUACCAUCCACCCUUCUUUUCUUUCGUCUGCUCACUCGUGAUACAGUCCUCCCGCGGCAUUGCGCGAUCAGUGUCCAAGGGAAGGGUAGUGCCAGGACCUUGGUCAUUUUUAUCUAGCCCAUCUGCCCUGCAAGCCCGUCUACUGUCAUCAGAAACAAAGGCUGCAAUCGAUAAAGCCGUUGCAUCGGCACCUGUUGUCCUUUUUAUGAAAGGAACACCAGAAACGCCGCAGUGUGGAUUUUCUCGAGCAAGCAUACAGAUUCUUGGUCUCCAAGGAGUCGACCCACAAAAGUUCACUGCCUUUAACGUCCUCGAAGACCCGGAACUCCGACAAGGAAUCAAAGAGUAUUCGGAUUGGCCGACUAUACCUCAGCUUUAUGUUGAACGAGAAUUCGUGGGUGGCUGUGACAUUCUAAUGUCUAUGCACCAGAACGGUGAACUCGCCAAACUGCUCGAAGAAAAGCAUGUUCUUGUUCCCACUGACGAGUAACAUGAUCCCUUCGCAAAAUCACUUGCAUGUUGCGCGGUCGUUGCUAUAAAUAUCAAUUGUCAUUGAAGUUACGAUAUGUAUUUGUAUGAUCCAACUAUUGUCCAUAUAAUAAUCGAGAGCCUAUUCAUUUUCCACGAAACACUUUCGAUUAAUAACAGAAGCGCGACGAUAUAUGAAAGCAAGGUCGAAGGGGGUACCGAUAUUCAAUGUUCUCUUGACCAUCAUGAGGUGCGAGUCUACAAUAUGAGUAAAGUUAUUUUAUGGGUAUGUUUGGCAACAUAGUCACGACAGCGAUCAUUAUAAGU
Messenger RNA from Talaromyces proteolyticus, 1925 nucleotides. RefSeq names its product putative para-hydroxybenzoate-polyprenyltransferase Coq2. The transcript is spliced from 3 exons. Gene Ontology annotation, biological process: ubiquinone biosynthetic process. Lineage: Eukaryota; Fungi; Ascomycota; Eurotiomycetes; Eurotiales; Trichocomaceae. Gene Ontology annotation, molecular function: 4-hydroxybenzoate polyprenyltransferase activity. The record is from RefSeq and is a predicted model, not a curated record. The coding region runs from base 1 to 1620 and encodes 539 amino acids. Gene Ontology annotation, cellular component: mitochondrial inner membrane.